UCACCCUUGCUUUCAUCAUUUAAACCAAAUCAAAGAUGGCUACCAAUUACCAGUCUUCCAAGGAAACCACAAAUUUUGCACGAAUUUGCAGGGUGGUCUUUAAGGUCAUCCCAGAAUUAUUGCGAGAUUUGCUCAACACUCGGUUGCCAGCAUCAGGACUACCUGCAGUACUUACCACCCAGAAAAGGAAGAUCUUUUCUGUGUUGAAGCAACAUCAAAAGAACAUUCUGUAUCCUCAAGGUGGGGUGUAUCAAGGUUUUGUGAAGGAUUUGGACACAUCACUUCUUUACAUCCUUCUAAGAAACAUUGGAAAUAUUCCACCUCAUCAGAAUGGUUGGGGGAAGGUACCGGGUAUAGCAGACAGAUCGCUGUCAGCCAACAUCGACCGUCUACGUGAGCAGCGCAAUGAGGCUGCACAUGCACCCAAUGGCUCCCUUUCUGACGGAGAGUUUCAGGCAAGGUGGGACAUCAUCCGCCAAAGUGUGGAGGAAAUACAAAACAGUGAGCUGAAUACAGGGCGUUUUGUAGUGGCAGUGGAUGAUAUACUUACCAUGGAGAUGGACCACAGAAUGACAAAUAAAUACAUCGAGGAUUUUCUAUUGGAUAUAAAAGGUGAUAUGGCUGGUAUGUCUGUCAAACUGGACACGAUGGAAACAGAUAUGGCUGACCUACAAGGCAAUGUUGGUGCCGUGCUGGAUGAUGUCAGUGAUAUCAGGGAUGAUGUCGGGGCUGUUAGGGAUGAUGUCGUAGCUGUGCGGGAUGAUGUCAGUGCUGUGAGGGAUGAUGUCGGGGCUGUCAGGGAUGAUGUUGGUGCUGUGAAAGAACACCUUACCGUUAUAUCAGCAGACAGGGGAAACAAACCAAGACGAGCAGCUAUUGAAACAACAAAGUCAACAGUCAGAGGUCAAACCUCAAGAUCGGAGAUCAUCUCUACACAAGCCUUGGAAGAUGCCAAGGAAGUGAUCAGAAAGAACGGCAUGGUCAUCAUCAAGGGCGCCUCCGGGGACGGAAAGACAAUGAUGUGCUACCAGCUGUUGAAGUGGCUAAUGGAUGGCGAUAAUAAGGAUACUGGACUGUCAAAAGAUCCGUUACAGCUUUACAGCAUGUCUAAAUGGGAUGACAUUGUUCAGCCAGAAGCACAGAUAGCUUUAUUUAUUGAUGAUGUCAGUGCGGAAAUUGUUGAAGAAUUGAAGAGUAGGAAAGACUCUAUACAGUCAGCAUUUUGUGGCAAACUAAAAAGAAGAUCAAAUUGUUUGAUCUUAAAUGUUCGAGAUGAAAUUUUCAAAAGCACACAAAUGUCCUCAUGUGAACUAUUUAAUGACGAUAACGCCAUUGAUUUGAGAGGUAAAAACAUCAUGACAAGUGCAGAAAAGCUGCAGAUUUUAGAAAUGUAUGUCCCAAAAAUUAAAGACUUAUCUGGUGGUAAGGAAUCUGAAAUUGUUAAACUUGCACCGAAAAUUGGGUUUCCACAGUGCUGCAGACUGUAUAGAGAUGUUCCUAUCUUACGAAAUGAAGGGGUUGAUUUCUUCAAAAGUCCAGUUUAUUUCAUGGAAAAAACGUUAAAGAAAUUACCAAAGGAAUGCUCUGCUUCUCUUCUAUUUCUCUUCCUCAAUGAUGGUCGGGUAAAGAAAGGAGACUUAGAUCCUAACAGUGAAAAUGUUGACAAGAAAAUGCUAGAGAUAGCUUUCCAUGGCGUUGAACUAAGUCAUGAAGACAAAAUCAGAUCAUUACGUAGAAGUUUAGAUGAAAUAUUAAGAUCUCUGGUUGCAAAAACAAAAAACUGUUUUUUGUAUGAUGGUGAUGAUGUAUUAGAUGAUGAUGUUGAUGAUGAUGAUGUAUUUUACAAAUUUUGUCAUGAUUCUGUCCAGGACACUGUUGCCCUUUUGUAUGGCAAUGACACAAAAAUUGGGUUCAUAGAGAAUUGUCCAAGAAAGUUUCUACGUUAUAUAUCAACAUCAAAAACCAUUCCAAACAGAAUAGUUAUAUCAUCUAGUAAUAAACAUAUGUAUAAACGUUUAGUCAGAGAGUUUGAAUCCGACACCAACAAGUACUGUUUUUUUAGAGAAUAUAUAACUGCAUUAGAUGUAUGGACAGAUAUUCAGUUUCUGCAGGGAUUUAUCAGAUGGCUUAGAGGUCAGAAUGUUGACAAAAACUUGUGCCAUGAGAUAAAGCUUGCCUUGUUAAAUAAAGCAUGUUCUUCUGGUUCAGAAGAAUGUGCUUUAUUCCUCCUAUCGGAGGGUGUGAAACCUGACAAGAAGACACCGUUUUGUGUGGUAGAAGGAGGGAGCAAGAAAGUGUUAGAAAAGAUUGUUGAAUACUUGAAUGAUGAGAUAAAACUUUGCUUGUUAAAUAAAGCAUGUUUUUCUGGUUCAGAGGAAUGUGCUUUAUUCCUUCUAUCGGAGGGUGUGAAACCUGACAGGGAGACACCGUUUUGUGUUGUUAAGAGAGGGAGCGUGAAUGUGUUACGUAAACUACUGGAGUAUGACGUCACUCAGACAGCGAGGGUACACAGGUCACAAUCAUCAUAUUAUGCUUACAAUAUCAAUGUCCUACAUGAGGCGUGUUUGUUUGAGAGAGAAGAGAUGGUGACCAUGUUGUAUGACACUUACCCACACUUGAUACAUGACAAUGUUGACUGGAGACGAAGCACGCUCCAUCUUGUGGCACAGACAGGAAACUGUGAUAUAUUUAAAACAGUGGAGAGAAUUAUACUUAAAUCCUUGUAUAGAGUCGAGGACGAACAACAUAAGUGUGAGACAGUAGAAGGUCGUGUGGUGCACAAGAGUUGUGUGUGUGCUCAGUACAUGUGUCAGUUAGUGGAUGAUAACGGGAGUACAGUGUUACAUGUGAGUUGUAGGUGGGGACACAGGGAGGUUUGUAAAUAUCUGUGUGAUUCGUACCCAGCACUAACUACAGCUGUAGACAUGUGGGGGGAAACAGUGUUACAUGUGAGUUGUAUGGAGGGACACAUGGAGGUUUGUAAAUAUCUGUGUGAGUCGUACCGAGCACUAACUACAGCUGUAGAUAAUGACGGGUGGACAGUGUUACAUGUGAGUUGUAUGGAGGGACACAUGGAGGUUUGUAAAUAUCUGUGCGAGUCGUACCCAGCACUAACUACAGCUGUAAAUAAUGACAGGAGAACAGUGUUACAUGUGAGUUGUAGGUUUGGACACAUGGAGAUUUGUAAAUAUCUGUGUGAGUCAUACCCAGCACUAUCUACAGCUGUAGAUACUGUCGGGAGAACAGUGUUACAUGUGAGUUGUGAGUGGGGACACAUGGAGUUUUGUAAAUAUCUGUGUGAGACGUACCCAGCACUAACUACAGCUGUAAAUAAUGACGGGAGAACAGUGUUACAUGGGAGUUGUGAGAGGGGACGCAUGGAGGUUUGUAAAUAUCUGUGUGAGUCGUACCCAGCACUAACUACAGCUGUAGAUAAGUACGGCUGGCAUUGUCUACAUUACAUAGCUAGGUAUACGUCAGAUGUAGACAUGUUCACUGAGUGUGAAACUCAUGUUAAACAGUUCCUAGAAUCAACAGGAUGUAAGUAUGACAUCACAACCAUACUAACCAAUCAGGGAGAAUCUGUUUUAGACUCUGCAAAGUUCCGGGCAAAGUACCGGGGGACAGAAAACAACCCUUUGUUUGAUCAUCUUGUCCGAUUGUUAGCUCAGAUGGUCCAAAGGGCCAAGUGAGCUUAUGCCAUGGUGCUGUGUCCAUGGUUCGUCCGUCGUCCGUCGACCUUCAUCCGUCCUCCAUCGUCAACUUUUUAGCUCACCUGGCAAAGCGAGCUUAUGCCAUGGUACGGCGUCCGUCGUCCACCCGUCUGUUGUCC
Mizuhopecten yessoensis (Yesso scallop) is the source of this 3832-nucleotide messenger RNA. RefSeq lists its product as uncharacterized. Lineage: Eukaryota; Metazoa; Mollusca; Bivalvia; Pectinida; Pectinidae. The coding region runs from base 36 to 3692 and encodes 1218 amino acids. The record is from RefSeq and is a predicted model, not a curated record. The transcript has 5 exons. Gene Ontology annotation, molecular function: protein binding.